AUUACAUGAUGGAUUAAAUAGAUUUACAAGAUAUGAGAAAGAAACUUCAUGCUUACAAAAAGACUGGAAAAAAAUAAGUCAUUAGUAUACUUAAUCAAUUAGAGGAUCCGAAGAUUGAUUAAAAGUAUGGUAGAUGAUAUAGAUUAGGGCACUUGCUGAGUCUAAAAUUCACAAAACUGUGAGGACACUUACACAAAUUGAAUUAAUAAGUGAAGGAAAUUUAAGUGAAUAAGAUAUGAAAUAAAUAAAAGAAAAAGCAACAGAAACUUUAUAAAAGUUAAAAAGAAAUGAGAAGCCAGGACCAUAAGAAAAAAUAACAACAAUAUCUGUAACUCCAGAUAGAAAAUAAUCAGUGGAAGUAUAAAAUACAGGUGCAAUUAAUUAAAAUGAUUUUAUGAAUUAAUUGGGACUUCCAUAAAAUUUUGAUCCAAUUAGAUUGAAAGUAUUGCAGACAAUAAUUCAGAAAUUUAACAAUGAAUAAAUUUCAUAGUAAGAAAGUAUUACAUUUUGUAAGAGAUUAGAAAAUGAAGUAUAUAAUAAAAUUAAUGUUAGAUAAGUAUGAAAUUUAAGGAUAAAGAAAGAUAAUAUUAAACAGCUAUAAAAGAGAUACUGAAAUAUUUAUAAAAUGAUAAAGAUGGAAGUGUUAGAAAUAGAUUAUUAACUGGAUUAAUUGAUAUACCAACAGCAGCAUAAUUAAGAUCAGAAGACUGGACAAGUGCAACAGUAUAUAUAUGAGUCUAGAAAUAGAGAUUAGCCUUAGCAGGGGGAGUAGGUAGAGAAAUUCUAUCAGCUAAUGAUAUGAACCAUAAUAAAUAUAUAGCUUAAGCUAUUAAUAAAGAUGUAGCAUUAGCUAUGUGUAAUAAUUGCAAUUAAAAAUAAAUGAAAUUGGUUAAUGAAAUUUAAACUAGAGCUAGUGAUGAACCUUCUACCAAAUUUUAUGAAUGUUUGAAUUGCGGAGUUGGAGAAACUACAAAUGGUUGA
This is a messenger RNA of Paramecium sonneborni, 981 nucleotides long. The record is from the annotation of a GenBank genome assembly. Lineage: Eukaryota; Ciliophora; Oligohymenophorea; Peniculida; Parameciidae.